Pocillopora meandrina is the source of this 7151-nucleotide messenger RNA. Lineage: Eukaryota; Metazoa; Cnidaria; Anthozoa; Scleractinia; Pocilloporidae. The record is from the annotation of a GenBank genome assembly.
AUGGCGGUCUUCAAUAACCCGACGAAAGAAAUGGCACUGGGGUUUUCUUUGCAUAUUCGAGCUGAAGAAGCGAUAGGAAAGUUCCAACAAGAAAUCGAAGAUGACUUUAAGUAUCUUUAUGAGAUUCUAUCGGAAGCCAAGCAGUCCUUUGGACGGUAAGAUUUUCUCUAGAGUUUCUCUUUUUGAAAUCAUUAGACUUUGCGUAUCUGUUUUUUUGUUUAUGACGUGCUUCUGUUCUGUGAUCUUAGGAGAGACAGUUACAUUCUUCUUCCAAAGACGCCAUCCAUGAAAAGAAAGCGACAGGAGAGUGAUGAGGAGCAUAGAAGCGAUGAUGCUUCAUCGAGAAUGGCAAGGGAAGCAAAAACUCACAAGACUCAAGGAUACGCCUCGCCACUGAAGGUAAUCAAUGAAAACGAACUGCUGGACUGCAGUGCAGUGAACACGGAAUGUAAUCAUAAUGAUACAAAACGAACGACGAGAGCGACUAGGGCUAAUUCACGAGCAGCACGACAACAACCAAAGAGAGGAUCUGGAAAGAAGAAUCUCUCAGAUAUAGGAAAUGCAUCAAAAGAGCAAACUCCAGGUUCAUCUUUCAUCGACGAACAGCCGAGACGAACCACUAGAAAUCCUAAGAAGACGAAUUUAGAAUUAACCAGAGUAACAGAGGAAAAAUCGAUUCGCUCAUCAUCAAGUAAUGAAGUCAAAGACUUGCCCAGAAGAACCACCAGAAGUUCAAGACGGAAAGAGGUGGAAGAAAAUUCUGAUGCGUCGCUAUCAGAAAAAAUACCAAGGAAACCUGUAGCAGAGAUAACUAAAUCAAGUACAGAUCUCAUCUCAAAGGAUUCUGGUGAUAUCACACCCUUGUUAAUUGUUAAACAAGAAGUUGUAUCAACUUGUAAGAAAUCACAAGCGGGGCAAAUCAGAGUAAACACAGAAAAGAACGACAAAUUGACAGAUAGUGUAGCAAAAACAGAGCCUGAUCUUGUUUCAGAAACCCUGCAAUCCUCUCCUAUUAAAGCCAAGACACCAACUACAUCUCCCAAGAUCUGCAAAACAUCCAUCAAUGUAGUCCUACAAUCACCAGCAUUGGGCACUCCAAAUGGUGAUGAGGUGAUACCGAUAAUGUCAUCAAGUCUCUGUCAUGAGAAAAGUCCAAAUUCUUGUGCUUCAAAAGAACUUGGGUUGCAGAAUGUUACGUUGGAGGAAAAUCAAGUUCUUGAUGAGGAACCUCUGGUCAAUAAUAGUGAAACACAUGAACAAUCACCCACCAAAGCACAUGUUUCAUGCCAAGAGUUUAUUGAAACCUCUACUGCUAAAAAUAAAGAUGAUGUGGUAACUGGAGUGGGAAGUUUAUCAAAUGACGAAAACAAUCCUGUCUCUGAGAAUGCAAAAGUUGAUUUAUCUAAAGAAGUUGUCCCUAAGAAAACUACACUUGAACCCAAUCCUGUAGAAAAAUCUUUGGAGAGGAGUAGAGGAAGAAGCAGUGGAUGGCGUAGAAAGAGCAAAAGAUUGAGCAACAACAGAUCUCCUUCAAAUAGAAGACUUUCCAUGAAACAGAAAGUAGCCAAAUCAAAAGUUCCUGGAAAGAAGAGCCUGGUCAAAAGUUCAGUGAAACUGAAGUUGACACAUUCAAAGCUCAUGCCAGAAUUGAAGAUACACAGUGCUGAAAAGCAAACCAAUGGUGAAAAUAUAGAAUCUAACCUAGAAGAUGUCAAAGUGCGUCUGUUUGAUAAUUCAACAAGUGAAAACAGUAGUCAAAGUGCAAGCUCUGCCACUAACAGUAGCUAUAGCAGCUCCGAGGACAAAGCUGAAGUUCUGGUGGAGAAGAUUGAACAGGAAUUCAUAGAGGAUGAAUUGGAGGUGUUUCAUGACUGUAGAGGAUCUGAAAAUGAAGACAUUGUUGAGGCAGAUGAUGAGAAAUACACUGAAACAAAAAGGUUUGUACCUUUAUUAACAUUUUCCAUGUUAUGCCUACUUGUAAAACUAAACUACUGACUACUAAGCUAGUGCGAAGGGUUUGUUGUUAUUAUUAUUAUUAUUAUUAUUAUUAUUAAGAUUAUUAUUAUGACUUUUAUUAUAUUUUUGGAAAAUAGAGGUGUAAAAUUGAGGAUUAUUCUAGUAUCCCUGCUGUCAUGAGAUGUAUGAGUACAUGGCUGAAACCAGUUUUCCAAUAACAUGUAAAUGUUAAAAGAAUACUUUUUCUUUUUUACAGUAAGUCUUAUUAACGGGGGGCUCUGUUGUCAGACUUUUGAUUCAUACAUAUUUUAAUUGAAACUUUGCAGUGAACAUUCACCCACUCUGGAAAAUGCCAAUUCUUCCGUGAUCAUUGUGCAAGCAAGUGAUGGGAGCAGUGGUGAAGAAUCUGCACCCAACUCAAGGGAGAUGUUAGAAGAUCCAAUGACACCCCCUUCACAAGAGACUUUGAAUCCUUCACACAAGGUAAAAUCUACUCUUACUCUUAGAAUAAUAACUCAAUAAUAAUUCAAAUAUUUCUAUAAUGCUUUAUGUAUAGAAAUGAUCAGUAGUGCUUUAUAAUAAUUCACCUAUAAAACUAUUCAACAACAAUCAAAGUAUACCAUGUAAAAUGUAAAUGAGACUUGCAAUAAAUAAAACAAAUCAGAAUAAAUAAUACCCAAUAAAACCUAAAUAAAAUAUCUGGUCUAAGACAGUUAAAGAAAAACCCGACCAAAAAGGUAGGUCUUAAGAUUGCAUUUAAAAAUUAUCAAUGAUGGGAUAGCACUCAAUUCAGCAAACAAACUAUUCCACAAACAUGGUGCAGUGGCAUAAAGGAUCUAGCACCAAGCAUAGAAAGCCUUUUCUCUCUGGAUGGCUCUAGUAACAAGGUGCCAUCAGACCUAAGAUUGUAAGAGGACUUCUGCCUAACACUAAUAAAAUCACUAAUAUACAGUGACGCUAAUCCAUGAAUUGCCUUAAAAGCUAAGUCUAAUAUCUUAAAAUGAAUAUGAGCAUGUACUGGCAGCCAGUGAAGAUCAUAAAGUGCUGAUGUAACUUGUGAAUGCUUGUUCAUAGCAAGUUCAACUGCUUCACUCUGAAUACAUUGUAAUUUUAAGAUCUGUAAUUUAGAUAAUGAUACAAGAGACUGUUACAAUAGUCUAAGCAACUAGUAAUAAAUGCAUGAAUAAAUGUCAGUAAAGAAUCACAAGAUAAAUACCUCUUAAUACACCUAAUGUUAUGCAUAUGAUAAAAAAAAACCUCAAUUUUAAAACUGUAGUUGAUGGUGGGAUAAAACACAUUUUGCAUUAUGCUUCUUGAAAUUCCAAGGUUUCCUUGUUACUGGAAGGCAAAACAAUAUACAUAUGACUGAACAGUGUGCAUACAGUAAACAGUAAGGAAUUUGUCACAUGUUCAAUUGUACCAUAGCUUACAAUGCAAAAGCAAUGCAAAAAAAUCCCAACAUUCUUUUUUUUAUCUUGUUUCAGUCUAAACCAAAUAACAUAGCUGUGGUCCAUUCAUUUAUCAGAAGAAACACACCCAAGAAGGUUGAUCCAGAGGUAGGCAUCACAUAUUUGAUUUUCCAGUACCAUUCACCUUCAGAGUAUUUAAUACAACACCCCACAAAAAUGGUUUUUAUUAAGUAAUCCUCUGUAACCUAACCUGAGUCUCUAUAUUCUCCAUUUUGUUCUUUAUACAUUUUCUAAGGUGCUGACAAGGAGAAUUUGUUUACCUAUCAAGAUCUUCUCCAGUCAGUAGUCAUUUACUUAAUUGUCGUGACCCUAAUGUUUGAUUCAGGGGUGAUAAUGAAAAGGAGAAAUUAGAUGCUGGUCACUAUAAGGGGUCAAAGGGUUGUAUCACGUAAUGCAUGAAGAAAAUCAUUAUGAGCUAAAUCCAUUGGAAUUAAAAGCUUGGUGUACAGGGUGCUCCAUAGAGUGUUCAACCUGAACAUCACAAAAUUCCCAGCUGUUGCACAGAAUUCUCUCCCCAGUUUUGUUGGCAUGAAUUAGUUUUGAUGAUGAUGAUGAUGAUGAUUAUUAUUAAUAUUAUAUUAUUAUUAUUAUUAUUGUCUUAUUAUUCUUAAUCAAGCAUGGAGAAUAUCCUCCUUUUACACUUUACACUUUUCUCUUGCUACAUGUACUAUAAUUUCUUUAUGAAAACCCUUUGUCAUAUUGAUAAAUUACAGUGUACAUGCAGGUCAAAAUUUACAGUUUUCUCAGAUAAGGUGCUGAAUAAGAUUGGCAGAUUUUUAAUUUAGUAAUAAGCACCCUCGUUUCAAUAAAUGCCCCUAUCAAAGCUUUGUUUUGCACGUUUUGCUGUUUCUCAUAAAAGAAAUAAGUGCCCUGUCCCUACCAAGAGCCCCGUUUUGAAUAUGUGAGCUCUGUAGAGGCAGUGUAAGAAAAUAAGCGCUAAGGCGCUAAAUCAAAUAAUUCUGUUUACUAUGAGGAAAUUUUCUCGAGUCAGUAUUACAAAUUGGUAUCAAUGUAGUGAUAGGUACAUGUAGUAAGCACAUUAGGGUGGAGCUUAUUUUAACCAUAUUGACAUGGUGAAUUGGUGAUCAUUUAUCGGGAUGUUUUUGAUUGCAGGAAAAAAAGAAACAGCUACGCAAUGCAUUAAAAGAAAAAGAGGAAAAAGAGAAAGAAAGGCGAGAACAACUUGAGAUUCAAAGGCAGAGAGAAAUCGAGGAACGAAAAAGGUAAAAUAUGUAAUAUCAAGGCUAGAAACAAACUGAACCAGGUCUUCGAGGAAAUCAAGUUUCCUUAUCAGUUAAGUAACUUCUCUCGUGCACUUACCUAAGUUUCGGACAAGCCACUUUUUUAUCUGGCAUUUAAGAACAUACUGGAUUUCAAUUUUUGUACCCCUGAAUCAUACGGUCACUUACACAGGUUUAUACAGGUUUAACCUGUUAUGCAUAUAGGAUGGCGGAAAAUGGAAUAAGACUUUUUUAAUGGUCUGUUUUUUAAUAAAUAGUUUUAUUUGGUAUUAGAGAUAGUAUAAGCAGGGGUACAAAUAUAAAGUGUUUUUAAACGUUGAACCUACAUAGUUUUUAUCUGCAUGUUCACUUGAAUGCCUCUCUAAGGUAGUGUUUCCUUCGCAAGCCAUCACUUAGCUACUUUGAUAUUUACCCUAUCCGUCCAUUUUUCUUCUCGUUUUAGGAAAAGAGAAGAAAGAGCAAAAAAAGCCGCAGAACAGCGAGUGGCCAAACUUCAGGCGUUGGAAGAAAAGAAACGUCAGGCUCAAGAUCAACGGCAGAUCCUGAUGGAAAAAGCCAAGAAGCUUAAGGAAAAGGAGGACGAGGACAAGAAGAAACAGCGAAUACAAAAAAGAGCUGAGAUAGAAGGUAGAAAAAAACAAGAAGAGGCUGCUAGACUGCAGAAAAUAAAGGAACAGGAAGAAGAGGAGAAACGACAACGUGAGAUGCUUCAGAAAAGACAAGAGUUAGAAGAGCAGGAGAGGCAACGAAGGAUCAUUGAAGCCAAACGCCACCAAGAACACAGGGAAAAGGAGCUGGAGAGAGAGCGAGAGUUAGAGAAACAAAAGAAGCUAAAGGCUAUCGAAGAGAAAGAGAAACGGCUUCGCGAAAAAGAAGAAAAAGAAAGAAAAACACGAGAGGAGAAACUGAGGAUUGAGCGCGAGAAAAAAGCACAAGAAGAUAAAGAGAAGGAGGAGAGGGAGAGGGCGAGAAUUGCACAGCUUAUCCGCGAGAAAGAAGAACACACGCGACGAGAAAGAGAACAGCGCGCCAAGGAAGAGAAAGAGCGCCAGGAGAGAGAGAAGAAGUUGAAGGAAGAACGAGAAGCAGCCUUACGCGAGAAGAAACGCCAGGAGCAGAUCGAAAGAGAAAGAACGCGUGUCCUCGAGGAACGUAAACUCGCGGAAGAAAAUAAAAAAUUGAAUUCCAGCACGACUUGCAACUCUUACGAGAUGACCCCGCCUCCAGUGAAGGUGCGAAAACCGGCUUCAUCAGAGAACUACAAUAUUGCUGACCUACAGAGCGAUGAGUCAACUGACGAUGAAGACAACCCCAGGAAGAGGAUACCGUCAUGGGCGCGACCACCCGCUCUGAAAGCCGCCAUUUUUCACCAGGAGUAUUCUAACAUAGAUGUUAACAGUAUCUUCGACGAUGUUCCUAAGCCGAAUUUAGAAGAUAUUUUCAAGCACGCCACAAAGAAGAAACGGUUUAACCAACGUACAAGUUCGGCAAUGUGGGAUUCACCCCCGCUGAGACAAGCCAAGAAAGGUACAUACGUGUAGGAGCAAGAAAGCAGUUACCAGAUUAAUGGACUUAUUGACUCUUUCUUUUGAGAUGUUGUGUUCACCUGGUUUUUAACUUUACGAGAUGUAUUCUGCUAUCACAACUGAAAUAUCAGCUUACGACUGCUUAUAGUAUAAUUAUUGCAGCCACUGCUCAUAGAUUUGAUUUAAUUCUCGCAGAAUUAAUUUAAUACUCUCAGUUUCAGCCAAAGGUGCCAAUACGUACACGUGGUAUUCACUAGUUUUGCAUAGACUCAGAUGUACAUUUACACACCCACUAGAGUAGACAGUGUCUGUUACAUUAUUUCGGAUCACAAGAGGCCGACCCGUUUGGUCUUGAUCACGUUGUUGAAUAUUCAAUGCAUUUGUUCCAAGUUUAAUUCUUACGAAAAGUUUUAUUGGUAGGUGCAUGGGAAUUAGUGUAAAUUUAGUUUGAAAAUGUGGAAUAAACCUGUCCUAAAAUAGAUGAGUACAUUUAGCGCUAGAAUAGUCUCUUGAUCAACAUCGAAGUUUUGUAGUCAUCCACACUUACAGUGUGGUCUCAAAUUUCUUCUCUCGCCAAUCUCUAAGUUCAAAUGUCAGUUUUUGGAUAGGCAGGGAGACUUAUCAACGACAAACACUAAAGAAAACUAGUAAGAGUAUGGGCAGACUAAGGAUUUCGUUCAUCGUUUAUAAUCUCUGACUAAGCAGUAAGUAGGUGUAAGCAAAGCUAGAGCUCGCCAACGUUCGGAAGAGACUUAGAGCUGUAAGCUAUUCAAGCCGUUGGGCUUUCCUUUCAAGCCUGUGGAUGCUUUAUCUAGGAGUUCCCGUUUUAGGUCCAGAAAAUAACGAUUGAGGGGCAAUUAUUUGUUUUCAUGAUGUGAUUUUAAAAGGGAAGAAUUAGAUUUAAUAUUGUAUAUAGUUGUUGUUAUUUUUUAUACUGAGCCACGUUUCGCAUCUGACAC